CUUCCUUGUGAAGAUGGCGGCUCCCUUGUUUCUGCUGCUGAUUGUAGGGGUUUCUAUCCGUUUAUUUCUCUUUAGAUCCAGUUUAGCGGAUAUAAUCGCAGAGAGGGUGGAGGUCGUGUCUCCCCUGACCGCCUGGAAGAGAGUUAUAGAGGGUCUGGCUUUGCUCGACCUGGGAGUCUCACCGUACUCUGGAGAUGUUUUCCACGAGACUCCUCUCAUCAUAUACUUAUUUCAUUUUGUCGUGGACUAUGCUGAGAUAACAUUUAUGUUAGCAGAUGUCAUCACUGCGGUGGCUCUGUAUCUGGCAGUCAAGGAUUACAACACGCAAGUGUUGAAAAAGCAAAGGUUUGAGCUGGAGGCAGACCGUUACCCCAUGGACUGUCUGGAGCUGGUCCGGAGCCCCACACAAAUGUAUUAUAUCCCCCUCAAGGUCGCCAUGUUUUACAUGUUGAACCCCUUCACCAUUUUGUCCUGUGUCGCCAAAUCCACGUGUGGACUCAACAACGCCGUUCUGGGACUCUUCUUCCUCUGCACUAUUAAAAAAAAUAUCAUGUUGAGUGCCAUAUUUCUCGCCCUGGCCACAUAUCAGUCCAUGUACCCCAUCACCCUCUGUGCCCCAGCCAUGCUCUACAUCAUGCAGCGGCUGUAUAUCCCAGUGAACUACCGCUGGGGCAGUUUUUGGUGGUUCGUGGUUCAGUACCUCUUCAUUUAUCUGGGCAGUCUGUUCGUCAUCGUCUGCCUCUCCUUCUUCCUGCUCGGCUCCUGGGACUACAUUCCCUCUGUCUACGGAUUCAUUUUAUCUGUCCCAGACCUGACUCCAAACAUUGGCCUCUUCUGGUAUUUCUUCGCUGAGAUGUUUGAACACUUCAGGCUGUUCUUCCUCUGCGUCUUUCAGAUCAACGUGUUUUUCUACACCAUUCCUCUCUCCAUCAAACUCAAGGAGCACCCGGUGUUCCUGAUGUUCAUGCAGUUGGCCGUGAUGUCCAUCUUUAAAUCGUACCCCACAGUGGGAGACAUGGCUCUGUACUUGUCCCUCCUCCCGCUCUGGAGCCACCUGCACAGAUUCCUGAGAAACAUCUUCCUGGUCACGUGUGUGCUGAUCGCCUGCUCCGCUCUGUUCCCUGUUCUGUGGCAUCUGUGGAUCUACGCGGGCAGCGCCAACUCCAACUUCUACUACGCCAUCACACUGCUCUUCAACGUGGCUCAGAUUCUGCUGGUGUCAGAUUACUUCUACGCCUUCUUACGGAGAGAGCACCACCUCACGUACGGACUUUACCUGAAGAAGAAGGACGGCUCAGAGGCUACGCUCGUAUUAAAAUAACUCUUAAAGACCUCUUCAGUCCCGUUUGAAGACGCAGACCAGCCAGUGGACAGCACAGAUGAGUAUUACCUAUAAAGGGAAAGGCAUCUCGCCACACAGGAGGAAAUUAAAUCAAAACUCCGGAUCGCUGUUGGUGGAAGAUGCUGAGAGACUGAACGUAUUAAACCCAACUAAAACGUGGGAUGUAGACUAUGCCUUUUUUACUUUGAAACAUUUGGAACUUCCUCUAUAUAAAAAAAAAAAAAAUCUAGCUUUUAUUUUGAAACCUUCCGUCUUGCAAGAUUUUUUGUUGUUGUUUACUGUGAGUUUAUGCCGAAAUAAUUCCUGGAAUUCAAGUUUUGUGUACUUAUAUAUAUAUAUUUUUUUUCCACCAGUUCUUUUGAAUCAACACUGGAAGUUUUUACUCAUAGGAAUGUUGUUACGAAUGUUGAAAUUUCAGAUUUUUUUUUAAAAAUACAUAGAUUAAAGAGGGGGGUAUUAUGCAAAUUCAACUUUAUGGAGCUUUCUACCAUGUUAUAAUGUUCGCUUAUCAAAAACAUGCCUGAGGAGAUUUUAAAUGUCAUCCGUGCAAGUUUGAGUAAUUUAGUGACCUCUCCUAGGGCCUAUUCAAACCCUCCUUAAGGUUUAGCUGUAAGAUUCUGUCAAAUACUUCAUCCACAAGCCUCCUUCAUGCUCCCUACAUGACAUUUCUCCUUAAAUACAGUCGUCCCUCGCUAUUUCACGGUUCACCUUUCACGGUCUCCCUCUUUUGCUGAUUUUUUUAGUGCAAUUUUGCAUGCUUUUUUUUUUUUUUUUUUUUUUUUUAAACAGCGUAUGAACACAUUGUGUUUCUCCCCCUGCAUAGCCUCAGGAUUGACUAUUGUCAAUCAAUCUCCUCCGUGCCCUGUCUCCUGUACAGAAGAAAAUGUGUUCAGCUGCCAAAUUUACAUAAAUGUUCGAUCUCUACCAGUGUGAUUCUGAAGUGCUGCGUGAUCGGGCAAGUGCCGCGUUUACCAUGAGGUGCGGAGCUCUGCGUUGGUCCUUUCUUCUGUGGUCACCUCCAAACCUGUCCCGACAGUGAGUCCUGGUUCAGUUCUGGUUUAGUUCUGGAAUCAGGGCUGGGUUAGUCCUGGUGUAAUCUAGGUUUAGUCCGUGGUGUAUGCAGCGCAAAAGUUUCAUUUAAUCUUGGGUUAACGGGCAGGUGCAGUCUUGUACUGUGCUGUUGCAAUCUCCAAAAAUGGACCCGUGCAGGAAUCUGCACUGUAGGGCUCCAUUACAGAAUAAAUGAAUCUUGGGUUCAUUACAUAAAGAAGGAGGAAAAUAACAUAAGAACGACAGCAGCAAUAAGAAGGAUGCAAAAAGGGUAAACUGUCCUGUGUGAGAAAAGUGUAUACAGUGUGUGGUGAGGGGUUUUACAGCUUUAAAACAAUAUAAUAAUUGUAAAAUAUAAAAUUGACUACUUCGCAGAUUUCACCUAUCGCAAGUUAUUUUCAGAAUGUAACCCCGCGAUAAACGAGGGUCCACUGUAUACAAAAGCGUCAUACAAAGCAAUACACUACAACUUCACAAACCUGACACAAUGUGCAGUAGUUUCAUUAGUGGAAUGCACAACAAUUUGUGUUGUGAGUGACUUAGCACAGGGAGCAAAGGGAGGAGGUCUGAUUAAAACAAAAGUAAAACAUGUUAAUAUGUGUUUUUAGCAGAUGUAGCAUUUUUAAAACAAUAAAAGAUAACAUGUUGAUCUAAAUAUGUUACCCCAUAGACGUGUAAUACCCCCUCUUUAAGGCCUUACAAUUGAGGUUAAAAAAAAAAAAAAAGUAAGAAUAAGUGAAAUUUUGCUUACAGUUUAAUUACAAAGAAAACACAUUUUGUAGGCUAUUUAUCACCUUGGAAACUAGUUUGCCUUGACAUCAUAAAAUAUAAUUGUAAUAACUAACUCAAUACUCCUCCUACGCCUUUUUUUGUUCAUACUGCCAUAUUAAAAACGUUUCUGUAAACCAAAAUAAGGAAAAUACGAUUAUAAAGUGGGCUGCAUGUGUCUUUUCAAUACCCAGUUUUAGCAUUGACCUAAAAAUAAUAAUUGAUUUUCCAUGUUUAAAGAUACAGUAUGCCUUUUUAUUCACCUUAAUUAUAAUGUAUUUUGGUACUUGCUGCACUAAGGGUUAAGACUCAUUAACACUGAUUUUUUUUUAACAAGUUUAAUAUUCAAACAUUUUAAUUCAAAACAGCAGUUCUUAUUCAAAUCAUUGCGAAUUUGUGAGUAUAAUUUUAGCAUAACGUUGCAUAACUUUUGUGUUGGACGGUUUGUCAAAGGCUUUUCUUCCUGGAGAUGUUACUGCUUUGUCUGGAAUGUUUCACAGUAUGGCAUUAAACCUUUCUAUCUUCAUGGAGACCAAACCAGAUCAAGUUACAGGUCAGAUCUGUGGAGAGGCGACCCCACUCACAGUCAGAAUCCCUGUUUUUCUAGGUAUUUUUGAGCAAUAAAACCACCUGUAAUUUAAUAAAUGUAAAGUAGAGCUGUUUAAUGUCAAACUGUGGAACAUUCCAGAGCAAUGACAUAUGCGUAGAAACAAGCAAAUGACGGACUCUCCACCAGAAAAGUUACGCAAUGCAUCUUUAAAUGAAUGUUGCUUAAUUCGAUUUCCCCUUGUCCGUGUGAAGGCCAACGAAUGAAUGAACAAUGAUGUAAUAUUUAUUUAUUUUGCUGCACUGUAAAAAGAUUUAUUUUGUGUUCCUCCUUUGUGUUCAUUUGCUGUUUUGAUACAGUUUUGCUUUAAAAAGAAUAUUAAAAUGUUGGGUUUAUUAAAACAAAUUAUACUGAUAAUUAUGAUACAAA
Molecule: messenger RNA, 4136 nt
Organism: Boleophthalmus pectinirostris (great blue-spotted mudskipper)
Lineage: Eukaryota; Metazoa; Chordata; Actinopteri; Gobiiformes; Gobiidae
Gene: pigu
Product: phosphatidylinositol glycan anchor biosynthesis, class U
Exons: 12
Coding region: 14-1321 (435 amino acids)
Biological process (GO): attachment of GPI anchor to protein; protein localization to cell surface
Cellular component (GO): GPI-anchor transamidase complex; membrane
Source: RefSeq, a predicted model, not a curated record